UCUUGGUGUUUGUGAUUUCCUUCAUCUGUAUCAUGAUCGGUGACUUGAAUGUUGUCUCAUCACUUCUGAGUAACUUCUUCUUGGCAGCUUACAGUCUCAUCAACUUUUCUUGCUUCCAUGCAACACUUAUUAAGUCUCCUGGCUGGCGUCCUUCAUUUAAGUAUUAUAACUCUUGGGUGAGUCUUGUCGGUGGAAUCCUUUGCUUGAUGGUCAUGUUCUUGAUUAAUGUGGUUACUGCUUUCAUCACCUUCAUUGUCAUCAUCGCCCUGUACCUCUUCGUGGCCUACCGUAAACCUGAUGUCAACUGGGGCUCAUCUACUCAAGCACAGACAUAUGUAUCAGCUCUGAAAUCCACUCUUGACUUGAUCACUGUUGAAGAGCAUGUCAAGAACUACCGUCCUCAGCUCCUUGUUCUCUCUGGAGCUCCUGGCACAAGGCCUCCACUCUUGGACUUUGCCCAUACUAUUACAAAGAAUAUUUCUCUCCUUUCUUGUGGACAUGUUAUUCAGGGCCCACAGACACAAAGAGUGCGUAAUUCUUUGACCAGGCGAGCUUACAACUGGCUGACCCGUCAUAAGAUUCGUGCCUUCUACUCCAUUGUUGAAGCUAACAACCUUGAGGAAGGCUCCAGGAACUUGUUCCAGCUUGUUGGUUUGGGAAAACUUCGUCCAAAUAUUGUUCUUCUGGGAUACAAAUCAAAUUGGGCUAAGUGUGACCGUUUAGAGCUCAGAUCGUACUUCAAUACCUUACAUGAAGCACUGGAUAUGUACUAUGGAGUGGCUAUCCUAAGAGUACCACAAGGACUGGAUUAUUCUCAAGUCGUCGAGGAUGAAGAUACACCUGUUGUUAUGAAUGGCAAUGAAACUACUGGAGCAGCAGUUGCAGAGGAGAUCAAACGUAAUCAGUCUGCUGGUCAAUUGUCUCAAGAAGUGGCAAAAUUGCUUGGUUCCAUAAACUCUAACGCUCGGAGUACUUAUUACCGUGAUGGCACUGGCAGUGAGGCCUCGACACCACCUGGCUCUCCACAAGCUGAACGUGCCGGCACUGCAGCAGUAACCUCAGAACCAAGUGGAGUGGAAGCUCUGAAGAGGCGUGCUUCUCUGGCCAAUCUGUACAGAGGUCCAGGAGGUGUUGAACUCGGCAAGGACGUUCUCAAUAACAUCACUACAUUCAGACGAAAGCAAAAGAAGGGUACAAUUGAUGUAUGGUGGCUCUAUGAUGAUGGUGGUUUGACUCUCCUGCUGCCUUACAUCCUCACAACAAGAUCACAGUGGUCUAACUGCAGCCUGCGUGUCUUUGCUUUGGCCAACCGGAAAGAUGAACUUGACAUGGAACAGAGAAGCAUGGCAAACCUGCUGGCCAAGUUCCGUAUUGACUACAGUGAUGUGAUUGUCAUUCCUGAUGUUGCCAAGAAGGCAGCUGAAUCUUCUAAAAUGGAGUUUGACCAGUUGAUCGAAGACUUCAAAGCCAAGAGCAAUGUUGAAAUUGACAAGGAAAAUGAAGGUAUAGUAAUCAGUGAAGCAGAACUUCUUGGUCAGCGAGAGAAGACUAAUCGUCAUGUGCGCUUGCGUGAACUCCUCCUCGAGAACUCUAGAGAUGCUUCUCUUGUAGUGAUGACCUUACCCAUGCCCCGCAAGAACUCUGUCUCCGCACCAUUGUACAUGGCUUGGUUGGAAACACUGACUCGCGACAUGCCACCGUUCCUCCUUAUACGUGGCAACCAGACCUCAGUGCUUACCUUCUAUUCUUAAAAAAGACAAAAAGGAUUCUGUGUUUUGUACAUGCAGUGUGGAAUAGACAAGUAUUUUAGAUCUUUAAGCUAUUGUGUUUUCUUUUUGUUAUGAAACAAAGAAAGAGGAGAAUAGCGUGCACAAUGUAUAGGUGAUGUUUAAAGUUUUUUGUUUUUUAAGGAGAAACCAUUAUUGAUUCAUGCCAGAUGUAGAAUAUACGUGCAUCUUGUCUAUGAAUUAUAUUCUAAGACUAUCAUUCCACAGUUUGGAACUAGAAAGAAGUUUAGAGAAUUUUAGAGCAGAGUUUUAUCAAUCAAAAUCUGAUUAUUUUCCUUAUAUCAAGCAAUAAUUAAAUGUCAAUAGGUUGUUCAAAAUAAAUUUGUUCUGUAAUUUACCUCAUCAUACACAAAGUAGGUAUAAUAGAUUUUAUCCUACAUAUCUAUAGGUUGGCAUGUAUUUGUGCCAAUUGCUGUUUUACAUAACAUAUUUUAUUUAUUUUGCCAUUAUCCUUACAGUAUUUACCAACAGUUGUAGAGAUUUUGUGUGUAAAAUUUGUACUUGAUAUAUUAUAAUAAUUUUAUGUCUUUUUUUUUUUUUCUUUUUAAAUACUUUUUACAUUGCCUUUUAUUUCAUAUUGUGUAAUUCAUAUAUAGUCAUAUUAAUAUGGUGUAAACUGUCAGUAAAUAAAGUGAUAUCUUUUCCAUAGAAGAUUUUUGCAUUGGAAUUUAUUUCAUCUUAACAUGUACAUCUUCCUUUGCAGUAAUUUCUUCACUGAUUAUUUAUGCUUAAUGAUAUUUGUAUGUGACUUAUGGCAGAAUCAGUAAUGCAUUUACACCUACAUUAAUAUCUAUGACUACAGAAUCUUCAUUUAGCUUGUCUCGGUAUUUCAAAACAUUUGGGUUUUUAUAACUUGGAGUUUUUAGUUUUAGUAUAAAGUUUUGUAUCAUUCCAUGUUCAGUAUGUUAGUGUGUUACAGUUAUGGUUAAAGUGAUUUUCCCCAUUUAUAUACUCAAAAGUGAAUGUAUAGUGCUUGUAGUUCCUGACAUAUAUAUAAUUAAAUUUAGGUUUAAUAAGGGAAUAAUGGGAUUUUUAGAUCAUAUAAAUAAACUUUUAAAACCAUCUCUAUAUUAGGUUUUUAUUUUAUUUUAUUUUAUUUUUUUUUUUAGUUGUUCUAGAUCAGUUGCUGAGUAGGAAAACAAUAUAAGAUGCUGAAUAGGAAAAAUUUGCAUCACAUAUUUGACUAUCUUCUUUUUUUUAUACAUUCCUCAUAAUGAAGAGUUUAGUCAGACACUCAUGUUUUAUACAUUCCAGAGUGGUUACCUACCAAUAUAAAAUAUAAUCAGAUCAUUAACUACUAUAAGUUUCAAGAAGUCCCUUUAUUUCCAUUCAAUAUCUAGCUCAUCAAAUAUUUUAUGUAGAAAAUUAUUUGGAAAGAUGGGUAACAUUUUUGUUAAUCUUUUUUUAGUUGCUAAAUAUUAGGAAACAAAAACAGUUGAGUUAAUAUUCAAAUAGGACAAAGUGUGAAUGAAGAGGUAGAGAAUCAUAUAACUGGAUUUUUUAUCUUAAUAAUAAUUAAUUUUGGAUAUUGUCCCGGUGCCUUUUGACUGUGAUUUUUGUAAAACUUUUUUUUUUCUUUUUUCUUUUUUUUUUCUUUUUUCUUGCAUCAUUAAUUGUCAGAUUCAUUCUACUUGCUUGCAAUCCAAAUGAAUGAUUUGGGAAAUCCCAAGGCAAUCCACUUAUGGGAUGUUUGUAAAUAAAAUAACUAUGGCACUACAAGAUAAGAAUAUUUUGUGAUAAAUCUGACAAUAUUGAAAAAUUAAAUUGUAAGUAAGCAAUGCUAUGUUAAAUGCCCAAUUUCUGGGGUAAAUGUACAUAUGGAAAAUGCACAACAAUUAGUUGUAUUUAUUGAGUGGAUUAUACAAUUAUAUGCAGUGCUUGGAAACUUGCUGAGGUUUGUGUGGCAGAGCAUUUUUUUUUACCUUGAAGUAAAAUCUUAUUAAAGGUAAAGAUGAAAUUUUUGUCUCAUAUUUCACAAGGAUUAUGACCUCUGAGAAGUAUGUUUAUAAUUAGAAUUGAAAUAAAACUAUACUGUUCACAUUAGUCAUUGCACUAGUGUUACAAUGAUGCACAAGAACUGCAAAGCUCAAAUGUAUUUACAGAAUGUCUGAUUAUAAAAUGGCAAGUUUCAGAAGAGGAAUUUUGUUUAUAGCACUCUGGUAAUGUAUGUAAAAUAUUUCUUAAACACUGAACAAGAUUUUUGUAAUAUUUGCAUUUGAUGGGUAUAAGUUGUUGGUAUUAAACUAACAUGUUACAUAAAUUUUAUUUUUGAAAAAAUAAAAUUUUACUCUGGUA
Molecule: messenger RNA, 4082 nt
Organism: Penaeus indicus
Lineage: Eukaryota; Metazoa; Arthropoda; Malacostraca; Decapoda; Penaeidae
Product: bumetanide-sensitive sodium-(potassium)-chloride cotransporter-like
Exons: 13
Coding region: 33-1751 (572 amino acids)
Biological process (GO): potassium ion import across plasma membrane; cell volume homeostasis; sodium ion homeostasis
Cellular component (GO): membrane
Molecular function (GO): sodium:potassium:chloride symporter activity
Source: RefSeq, a predicted model, not a curated record